AUGGCCGAUCAGGUUGAUAUCCAUGUGACCUACAAGGAUUCAAAGCACAUCAUUUCCUGUCCAAAAGGAGAAGUUGUCGAGGACUUUACCAUUCGUUUUCUUGAAGCCUUCGCCGAUAUGUUACCGCGCGAGGUGGAGCCAAGUGAUGUCAAGUUUCAGCUUCACGUUGAAAAAUUUGAUGACUAUGUGGAUCUGCAGAGCAACGAACUGCUUAAAGAUGGCAGUAAACUUCGAGUUCGAAUUCCAGAGAGAGGACAGGUUGAAGAAGCAAUUUCUAUUAAGUAAUUAACUUAAAGUAGCUUAUUUUUGAGUAAUGAUAAGUCUCUCAUGCGCGUGUGUUACACAAGUAAUACCUCGAUGUGAGUAUUCGGCAAAGUAUAAACAAAUUUGAAUUUUGGCACUCUACAGAUUAGGUCUAUAAACUGCAAGGAAAGUUACAUUGUAACAACGAUCCGUGAAAUCAGUGAGUGUUGCGUAUCUUGCGGAACCAACGCUCGAUAAAGAAUGAAAGAAAAAAUUAAAAACCAAAUGGAAAAGCAAUCUGAUAUUUUACUCCAUGCUCUGUUGCUGCCGGGUAAAACUAAAGUCUUCUUCUAUAGUAAAGUGCUGGAGAAAUAAUCUGCGCACUCAUGUUUUUCAUUUAUUCAUAUAUGAAAUUUUUCCGCUUCCGAUGAGAUUGUAAGUGAUCGAGUGAGAGGUUCAGAAUACCCAGAAAUAAACGCCUCAAACGCCAAACGCUAAUUUGCCUCAAAUAAAACAAUCCACGAGUGUUAGUGGUAUCUACAAAAUUUCACCCAUCAAUUUUUAUGUGAUUUUUUUCAGUCACCUAUUAAGCCUCAUCCCAUCCAGCCGAACACCAUUUAUCGACUGUGGAGCCCCGUUAGCAGAAAGAAUGAGGGUGUUGUAAUGAGGAAUUCAAGCACUAACAUUGUGACUUGCAGUGGAACGUUUAGCCCCUGUGGUGACAGUACGUAUAUCAUUCAGUUAAUUUAAAGAAUAACGUGGGCUGUAUGCAAUUUCUAACCAAAUGUCCCUGUAUAAAUGAAAGCUUCGCAAUGUCAAUGUAUGUGUUUUUUACAGUUCCUACCCAUUCCCCCUCAUCUCAUCAUGACCGUCUUCCCUCUCAGUCUCAUUAACACUUCUAUUGCGUAGCUCAUGUUAACCUUCAGGCAGAAACAACCUUCAUCAACUGACCUCAAUAGUAAUAGCAGAUGGAAACAAGAGGCGUUUUCCAUAACAAAGCAGCGAGAAGAAAUUACCCUAGCAUACUAACAUUUAUCAAAAUAAGGAUCAAUUUUUUGUUAUCUCUCAUAAAUGCCAAAUGACGCCUCCCAUCCAACAGUCCAAAAUUUAAGGUGGAUGAAAAAUUCACCAAAUUUUGUAACCUAAACAAGCAGUCUACUAAUUAAGUAAUAUAAGCAAUUUUAUUUGAACCUCCGAAUAUGAGUGAUAUCGCAGCGCCCAGGGAACGUUGAUAAAAUUACCAGAAAUUGCCAAAACUUUUGUGAGUCAGGUAACUGGUAUGACUUCAGCUGGUUGAUUGAGGAACUCGUUUAACAUGACCGGCUUCCUGGACCCUUAUCAUAGGAAUUGAAAUAUCAUCUAACACUACAUCUACUCUAUGUCCCUUUUAGCUCUUAUGGAGACCAUUGAUAAAACAAAUGGUCAGACGGCUUCAUUUGCCCUGCAAUUCAAAGAUGGAGCAAACAAAGCGUUAACACUGACCGGAGAUGGUAAAGGAAAGCCUGUCGAAGCCAAGGUAACUAAUGGCAUGAUUCUGUCUUAUCACCUCUCUCUACUUCAUUCGCCAUUUCCUUUACCUUUUUUAUCUAAUAAUUAAUACACAUAGAAUCGUUCUCAUUCAAUAGCUUUCAAAUUUUUAAUAAUCAAUUUAUUCUUUUUAUUGUUCUAUUUAUAUAUUUUCUCCAGGGUCCUUUUAAAAUAACUGAUUUCUCCAACUGAAAUGUCUUUUCCUCCAACGCUAAGUGCUACAGGGAAAGCUUGUCUUUCUAACUCGAAGGUGACUUAAAGCAAUCUUCGAUUGAGUGCCGUAAUUAAAACAAAAACGAGCUGAAAGCCGGGAAUCGCAACGGAAGGACCAAAUCGUAAUGAUUUUAGUUUUGCAUCUGUUGGUUCAGAGAGUGGCGCAAGUUUUUUUGGACCAAUCACAGAGCGAAAGCAAACCUUGAGCAAUUCCGGAUUACUUUUGACACUCAAUAGAAAAUUGUCCAAGAAACGGACUUCAAUAAAUCGCCUGAAAAUGGCAAUUGUUUCCAAGGUUGUGGCUAAGAAAAUUGGCAAGGGAAAAGAGCGUUAUUUAACCAUGAGAAAAAGUAAUUCAAAGCUUUUAAUUCAAAACUAUUUUCAAUUAAGGUAAUAGAAGGUGCAGAAGAAUCCAUCUUUGAGCCUGAAUACUUCUGGAGCUAUACGAUGUUCAAACAACGUGGCAGUGGCUACUAUCUGGGAUGUGAUGAUUCUGGAACUCUGACUUUGGUUGAAAAUUGGAAUCUUGAGUAUCCGAAUCCUCAAGCUCUUUUUAUUGUUAACAAACCUAAUAAGUCCACCUGA
Molecule: messenger RNA, 2568 nt
Organism: Pocillopora meandrina
Lineage: Eukaryota; Metazoa; Cnidaria; Anthozoa; Scleractinia; Pocilloporidae
Source: the annotation of a GenBank genome assembly